Guyanagaster necrorhizus is the source of this 1043-nucleotide messenger RNA. RefSeq lists its product as uncharacterized. The record is from RefSeq and is a predicted model, not a curated record. Bases 20 to 622 code for a protein of 200 amino acids. The transcript is spliced from 3 exons. Lineage: Eukaryota; Fungi; Basidiomycota; Agaricomycetes; Agaricales; Physalacriaceae.
CACUUGUAACUGAACGGCUAUGUCCAUGUCCAUGUACAGCUGCUUCCGAGCGACGCAGUUAGUCCUGGCUCGUCGUCUCUUGUCUUUCCACGAAACAUCGAGACGUUCACUGGCUACGAAACCUAAUUCCUAUCCUUUCCCUCAAAAUUCGAAUCCGACGCCGCACCAAAUAUUUCACCUGCCGCGUUCUGCAUCACCAGAGGAUGUCAAAGCAAGAUACUAUGAACUUGUCCGUCUGUACCAUCCUGACACGGUAGAUUUGUCCGUGUCCUCCGAAUUGGCGCAUGCUCGAUUCCAAUCCAUAACAGACGCUUACAACGUUCUCCGUGGAAAGACGACGUCUAGGCUUGAUGCCGUUAGCGGAGGCCAACAGGCGACUACUGCAGCACGGAGGGCAAUGCACGUUCGGCGCCAUAGUGAAUUAUACGAGGGUGGCGCGGUUGACGACCGCUGGAAGGACCGUCUGAUAAUUGUUGGUCUCAUCGCAACUGUUAUUAUCAUCGUUGCCCAAGCAGUCCUUGUGCGGCGAACAAAACUGCAGGAGGCUCGUACUUUGUAUUCUAGACCAAGUCCCCCGCAAGAGGAUUCUCGAUUGUCAUCUUCAGUCGACCCUGAAUCAUAGCAGUAGUAAUGAUUAUUUAAUCGGUAUUCCCUCUAUAUAUUCUCAUGCAAAAUAACUCAGAAAUAAAGGCCUGUCCACCCUCGAGAAUUCACCAAAAUCUCAUCCCCGCCAUCCUGAUCCCCGACAUAGUGGGUCCAGGCUUUUCCGGAUUUUCCAUCACGAGAACCAGGUAGCUCUGUUGCAGACUGUAAACCUGUAGCACUGUACGAACCGGAAUGGAGCGCAACCAAACCGGAAAAUCUGGCGUCACGAUAGCUCAGAUAGAUAUCUCCGUUCAUCGACGAAGUGUGGUCGCUACGAAUGGGCCUGUGAGAAGAUGAAGGGCUUUCGAUAUAAGAUACAUCUGUGCGACCAGCCCCGGUCACAGUGUCGAACGAUGCGGGGAAAGUUGACGAGACUGGAUGAACCCUAACAUUUGCGA